AAGACGACUACUGUCUACCGUCUUCCGGAAGACACGAGGGAAACGUUGGCGGAGUGGGCAGUUGCUUCAUUUAUUUUUUCGCGCCGAUUUUGUUUGACUCGACGGGGCGGCCUUCGUCUCGGGACGUCGCGAAGCGAGGAAGCGGGCACCUUCUUGGAGCCAUGGCGACGGGCACCAGCGGCUUCUCGUUCGGCGGAGCCGCCUCCACCACCGGCUUCGCUUUUGGCGCCACUGGCGGGGGUGGCACCACGACGGCUCCUGCAGGCUUCAACUUCGGAGGGCCAGCCACCACAGGCGCUGCUACUACCUCUGUUGCGCCCACCGCCUCACUCUUUGGCACCACGGGCACCUUGGGGCUGGGCAGGCCAGCAGGUUCUGCCACUUUGUUUGCCAUGCCGAUGACAAGCAGUAGCUCCAUGGGGGGUCUUUCCCAGGGCACCUUCACUGCCACCACCAGCGCUCCCACAACAGGCUUACUGGGAGCUAGCGGAGGACUCUCAUUAAACCUUGGAGGAACGACAGCUGCCACCACAGCGGCCGCUGGUGGCUUGAGGCUCGGAGGAAACAUGUUCUCUUCAGCGGUGGGAGGCUCCCUAUUUGCAGGGACCAGCACAGCAAGCACUGGCACAGGCCUGAACUUGGGAGGCACAGCCGCUGGCCAGGGAAUGCUCGGCCUCGGGGGCGGCGGUGCAACCAUGGGGCUCGGAGGGACGGGCUUGGGGCUCGGAGGAACAGCAACUGGGCUCGGAGGAACAGCAACUGGGCUUGGAGGAACAGCUACGGGGCUUGGUGGGAUUGGCACGGGCCUUGGAGGAGUGGGCUCCGGGCUGGUAGGUGUGACCGGGACAGGACUUGGUGGGAUCGGCUCUGGGCUUGGUGGGAUCGGCGCGGGACUCGGGGGUAUGGGCACGGCGCUUGGUGGAAUGGCUGCUGCCGGUACCAACGUACCGGUCAGCAAGGGGCUCGGAGGCGUGGAUUUCACCAGCUCCUCUGACAAAAAAGACGACAGACUGUCUGCUGGCGGGGGCCCAGGGGACAGCAAGACACUGAAGUCCCAGGUUCUGCCACCUGAGAUCUGCAAAGACGUUGAAAAUUUCCAGAAGUUCGUUAAGGAUCAGCGACAGGUGCAGGAGGAGAUCGGCCGCAGCUCCUCCAAGGUGAUGCUGCGGGUGCAGGAGGAGACCAAGGCUCUGCGGCAGAUGCUGUCGCUUGUGGCUGCUGGGCUCCAGCGCAGCACGCUUGCGGUCGACAAGCUGAGAGCAGAGGCUGCCCAGGAGCUGAAGAACGUGGAGAUAGCGGUGCGGACGCGAGAGACGCCAGAUGGCUUACAGCACGAGAACACGGCGCCCACCGAGUAUUUCCGCCGUUUGGCCGAGCAGUUCGAGGUGCAGAUGCAGCUGUACAGGCGGCAGAUCGAGGAAAUGGAGAACCACAUCACCUCCCAGGCCACCAGCGCGCACAUGACACCACAAGACUUGUCGUUGGCCAUGCAGAGGUUGUACGAGACUUUCAUCGCGCUCGCCGCGCACUUGCAGACCGUUCACGAGACUGUCAAGAGGCAAAAGGAGCAGUACCUGAGCUUCCGCAAGACGUACCACGGGGACGACACGGACGUGUUUGAGGCCCACCGCACGGCCAGCAAGCGCGUGCGCGACGGCCUCGUGCCUGGGCCGGGCCUCACCACGGGCCCCGCGCCCUUCGGCAGCCUCCCCAACGCCGCCGCCGUCGCCAUGGCAGCCACACUCACGCAGCAGCAGCAACAGCAGCAGCACCAGCACCUGGGCACAGCGGCAGCGGCGGCAGCAGCAGGUUUCUACAGGUCCCAGGGCUCGCUAGGUCUGGGCAUAGCUCCCUCGCUCGGUACUGGCCUCUCAGGGGGCCUCGCCUCAUCCCUGGGAGGCUCUACGUUUGGAGGGGGCUCGGGUUUCUCCUCUGGCUCCUCCUUCAACUCGGGCUUCAGCUUUGGCGCUGCCAACAAGCCGUCCGGCAGUCUGAGCGCAGGCUUUGCUGGCACAGCAGGAGGGAGUUCCACCUCCGGGUUCAGCUUCAGCAACCCGGGACUCAACCCAUCAGCUGGGCUCACCUUCGGCGUCUCGUCCACGCCUGGCCUGGGUCUGGCCAACGUCUCCCAGCCGCUGCAGCUCAAGAAGCCACCACCGGGGAACAAGCGCGGGAAGAAGUGAAACGACGGGGGCCGGCGGUUCUGUUUGUGGAGCCCAUCGACAGCGGGUGGGCAGAGCGACCGGGGUGAAAUGGAAGAAGCGAAGGGGGUGAUGAGAAAGGGGUUUGGGACUGGCAAAUGGUGCAGUGACAUAACAACUUUUACAUUGUCCCGAAUUCACAAUGUUAAGUUAAAAAGUGUCUCCCUGAUCAAGCAAGCGAGCAAGCAUUGGGGGCCUGGUGACCCUGACCCGAUGGAGAAAAUUCAGCGUUGCCAUUGUGGGGGACCGGUCCCUCCAUAGGACAACUGCUGUGGACAUCGAGGUACUUGUUUUUUUCCACCUUUUGGGGAUGGCGUGCCAAGUCAACCUCUCAUUGGGGUUCGAAUUGAUGUUCUUCUGGUUGGGGCAGAUGCUCUUCUGGUUGGGGCAGAUGCUCUGACCACAGCGCCACCCGGCCGGAUUGACCCUUGCCAACGACACAAAAGAAAAUUGACCACGUACUAUUUGCUGAAGCACAACUUUCCACUUGUCUGGUUUUUAUGAUGGGGGAAUAAGAGCUGAAAUGUAUUCUGUAAAAAGCCCAAAGUGCCCUUCAUCAAUCGUAAGCAUACUUUUAAUCCCACUUGCCCCAAGUCACACAACACUCAUUACCUCGUAUGUAAAAUAGAGAAACCCUAAAGUUUCUGUUCAACUCGCUGAGUUCCAGAGUUGGGAAUUGUAGCAUUUCAUUGUAUGAAAAACUAAACAUUACCAUAGCUUACUUCUUUUUUUCUCCCCCUCAAUUUUAACUUGGCACUAAGCUAUACAUUUUGCGACCCAGACACAGGGUGGGAAGAUGAAUUGCUGGGGAGGGGUGGGAUGUGAUUGGUGCAUUGGGGUUGGAGGGUUGUUGAUUGAGUGGAGCGCAGAUGUUGAAUUCCCACAACUGUUGAUGAGAAGCUGGCCCGGAAAAGUUGCUAGGCUCACAUUCCCAUGGCAGUCUUGGCCGAGGUGAAGUCAGUCCCUACCACACCGUUUGGCUCUCAUUUUGAAAAGUAAAGCUUUACUCGGCUUCCCAGUUCAGUCUCCAGAGUGUGUUGUUGCCAUCGUGCCGUGAGAGGGAGAAGCCGUGAGGAACCCCCCCGGGGGGGGGGGGGGGCGGGGGAGACAUCGGUGUCAGAAAACCGCCGGUAAACGUACCUUUUUUUAAAACUUAAUGUUUUAUAUACAAAUAAUAGAAAAUUACAAAAAAUACUUUUGGUUUGGAACACUGUACCUUAAAGCAAGUGUACAUUAAACUGUUAAGCAAGCGUACAUUAAACUGUUAAGCAAUGUUAUAAUAGUAUCCCUCUGGCCACAGAGAGAAAGGGAGGUAAGGAAGAGGCAGAGAGGAUGUACUGGGUAAUACAACGCCGCCCGGCUAUGGAAGCAUUGUACAAUAAUCUAUGCCUGUUGCAGAAACAGCCCGGCAUGGCUUUGGGUUAUGUUGCACCAUUGGUCUUGGAAACAUAGCACACAUUGUGUAGGGGUAGAGCACAGGGCAGCAGGUGGAAGGUAUGGUUAGAUGACUAGAAUGGGGGAAGUCAGGAGGGGAAAAGAGAAACUAAAGCCAUCUCUUAUUUUACCAGGUUCGGCCUGCUGAGCUAUAUUGUAGCUCUUUCUCACAAGCGACCUGACCACAAAUGACAGCCCGACCGAGUGGCUUAUCACGUGGAAAUUUAGAGCUGCCAAAUACUGCAAACGCAUAUUUCCACAUGUGGAGGGGAAAAACCGGACGACCUGGAUAAAAAUCCACGCAACCACGGGGACAACGUGCAAACUCCAAAUAUAUAGCAGGCGUUGGGAUCGAACUCAGGACCUCCUGUAUAUUCCGUGUGGUAGUAAAUAUCUCGCCACCGUGGAACCCACCAGGCAAGUGGCUGUCACUGGAAUGCUUAUCAGCAGCACGAAAUGAGACCCGUUGAUGAUUUCCAGGUGGAUAUAUUUUUAACGAUAGUUGUGUGUGUGUGUACGCGUGUGGUGUUGUUCUGGGAGUAGUGGAAUGUGAAAGUUGUAUGAUUUGCCGAGGUUAAGGCUGCAUCGGCUUUUAAACCUCCCAACGAUGGGUACUGUGAAAUUGCUAUGCAGUAUGAAUGUUGUCUAAAAUAAAAGUUGCUUUCUUUGCGCAAGAGAGA
Molecule: messenger RNA, 4315 nt
Organism: Petromyzon marinus (sea lamprey)
Lineage: Eukaryota; Metazoa; Chordata; Hyperoartia; Petromyzontiformes; Petromyzontidae
Gene: NUP58
Product: nucleoporin 58
Biological process (GO): nucleocytoplasmic transport
Cellular component (GO): nuclear pore
Molecular function (GO): structural constituent of nuclear pore
Source: RefSeq, a predicted model, not a curated record